AUGGUGAAGAUCUGUUGCAUUGGUGCCGGCUACGUCGGUGGGCCAACCAUGGCUGUGAUUGCACUCAAGUGCCCCAAAAUUGAGGUUGCAGUUGUCGACAUCUCUGUCCCCAGGAUCAAUGCCUGGAACAGUGACCAGCUACCCAUCUACGAGCCAGGCCUCGAGGAUGUUGUCAAGGAGUGCAGAGGCAGAAACCUGUUCUUCAGCACCGAUGUGGAGAAGCACGUCUUCGAGGCAGACAUUGUUUUCGUCUCGGUCAACACCCCGACCAAGACUCGGGGUCUUGGUGCUGGGAAAGCAGCAGAUCUCACUUACUGGGAGAGUGCAGCACGUAUGAUCGCUGAUGUCUCCAAAUCGGACAAAAUUGUUGUGGAGAAGUCAACUGUUCCCGUGAAGACUGCAGAGGCAAUUGAGAAGAUCUUGACACACAACAGCAAGGGGAUCAAGUUCCAGAUCCUCUCAAACCCUGAGUUCCUUGCUGAAGGAACAGCCAUCAAAGACUUGUUCAACCCUGAUAGGGUGCUCAUUGGAGGAAGGGAAACCCCCGAGGGGCAGAAGGCAAUUCAGACAUUGAAGGAGGUCUAUGCUCACUGGGUCCCUGAAGAUCAAAUCUUGACCACCAACCUGUGGUCUGCUGAGCUCUCCAAGCUUGCUGCCAAUGCCUUCCUGGCUCAGAGAAUCUCUUCGGUGAAUGCCAUGUCAGCUUUGUGUGAGGCAACUGGUGCUGAUGUCACUCAAGUGUCAUUUGCUGUUGGCAAGGACUCGAGAAUUGGCCCCAAGUUCUUGAACGCCAGUGUCGGCUUUGGUGGGUCCUGCUUCCAGAAGGAUAUUCUGAAUCUGGUCUACAUCUGUGAGUGCAAUGGUCUCCCCGAGGUGGCUGAAUACUGGAAGCAAGUCAUCAAGAUCAAUGACUACCAGAAGAACAGAUUCGUGAACCGUCUCGUUUCAUCCAUGUUCAACACCGUGGCGACCAAGAAGAUUGCCAUUUUGGGCUUUGCAUUCAAGAAGGAUACUGGUGAUACUAGGGAGACCCCGGCGAUUGAUGUAUGCAAGGGGCUUUUGGGCGAUAAGGCCCGGUUGAGCAUCUACGAUCCCCAGGUGACCGAGGACCAGAUUCAGAGGGACCUCUCCAUGAAAAAGUUCGACUGGGACCACCCUCUCCACCUCCAGCCCAUGAGCCCGACCACUGUGAAGCAAGUCGGCGUGGUCUGGGAUGCCUAUGAGGCAACCAAAGAUGCUCAUGGUCUCUGCAUUUUGACCGAGUGGGACGAGUUCAAGAAGCUGGACUUCCAGAGGAUCUACGACAACAUGCAGAAGCCCGCUUUCGUGUUCGACGGGAGGAACAUUGUGAAUGUGGAUAAGCUGAGGGAGAUCGGUUUCAUCGUCUACUCGAUCGGUAAGCCUCUGGAUGCGUGGUUGAAGGACUUGCCUGCUGUGGCUUAG
Linum trigynum is the source of this 1443-nucleotide messenger RNA. The record is from the annotation of a GenBank genome assembly. Lineage: Eukaryota; Viridiplantae; Streptophyta; Magnoliopsida; Malpighiales; Linaceae.